UCUACGGUGGCCGAGAGGAUGCCGCUGCUGUGUUAGUAACGAGGCAAGAAGCACGGCCGGGAGGUGCAGGGAGCUACGUUUCUCUAAUCUAGCUCCCCCGGUCUCGAGGAGGGUGACCCGGCAGCCGUCACCAUGGUGAAGGAGCAGUUCCGAGAGACAGAUGUGGCCAAGAAAAUAAGCCACAUCUGUUUUGGAAUGAAGUCACCUGAAGAGAUGCGCCAACAGGCGCACAUCCAGGUUGUGAGUAAGAACCUGUAUAGCCAGGACAACAACCACGCCCCCUUGCUGUAUGGUGUGCUUGACCAUAGGAUGGGUACAAGUGAGAAGGACCGUCCUUGCGAGACCUGUGGGAAGAACCUGGCUGACUGUCUGGGACACUACGGGUACAUUGACUUGGAGUUGCCAUGCUUCCAUGUGGGCUACUUCAGAGCAGUUAUAGGCAUCUUACAGAUGAUCUGUAAAACCUGCUGCCACAUCAUGCUGUCCCAGGAGGAGAAGAAGCAGUUUCUGGAUUACCUGAAGAGACCCGGCCUGACCUACCUCCAGAAACGUGGCCUGAAGAAGAAAAUCUCUGAUAAGUGCCGGAAGAAAAACAUCUGCCAUUACUGCGGUGCUUUUAAUGGUACUGUAAAGAAAUGUGGAUUACUGAAGAUAAUUCAUGAGAAAUACAAGACCAACAAAAAAGUGGUGGAUCCUAUUGUAUCAAAUUUCCUUCAGUCUUUUGAAACAGCCAUCGAGCAUAACAAAGAAGUAGAACCACUGCUGGGAAGGGCGCAGGAAAACCUGAAUCCUUUAGUAGUUCUGAAUUUAUUUAAACGAAUCCCAGCUGAAGAUGUCCCUCUACUUCUAAUGAACCCAGAAGCUGGAAAGCCCUCUGAUUUGAUUCUCACGCGACUUUUAGUGCCCCCUUUGUGUAUCAGACCCUCCGUCGUGAGUGAUUUGAAGUCUGGCACCAAUGAAGAUGAUCUGACAAUGAAACUGACAGAAAUCAUUUUCCUAAAUGAUGUCAUCAAAAAGCAUCGCAUAUCAGGAGCUAAGACCCAGAUGAUCAUGGAAGACUGGGAUUUCCUGCAGCUGCAGUGCGCCCUCUACAUUAACAGUGAGCUCUCGGGCAUCCCCCUCAACAUGGCGCCCAAGAAAUGGACCAGAGGUUUUGUCCAGCGCCUAAAGGGAAAACAGGGUCGAUUUAGAGGCAACCUUUCAGGAAAGAGAGUGGAUUUUUCUGGCAGAACAGUCAUCUCACCUGACCCCAACCUCAGGAUUGAUGAGGUAGCCGUGCCAGUUCACGUGGCCAAAAUUCUUACUUUUCCUGAGAAGGUGAACAAAGCAAACAUCAACUUUUUGAGGAAACUGGUUCGAAAUGGCCCUGAAGUUCACCCAGGAGCCAAUUUCAUUCAGCAGAGACACACACAGAUGAAAAGGUUUUUGAAAUACGGAAAUAGGGAAAAGAUGGCUCAGGAGCUCAAGUACGGGGACAUCGUGGAGAGGCACCUCAUAGAUGGAGAUGUGGUGCUGUUCAAUCGGCAGCCCUCACUGCACAAAUUGAGCAUUAUGGCGCAUCUGGCCAAGGUCAAGCCGCACCGGACCUUCAGAUUUAACGAGUGUGUCUGUACACCCUACAAUGCGGAUUUUGAUGGUGAUGAGAUGAACCUUCAUCUUCCUCAAACAGAAGAAGCUAAAGCAGAGGCUCUUGUUCUCAUGGGGACGAAAGCAAAUCUUGUAACACCAAGGAAUGGAGAACCACUGAUUGCUGCUAUUCAGGACUUUCUAACAGGUGCCUAUCUCCUCACUCUUAAGGACACUUUCUUUGACCGAGCCAAGGCCUGCCAAAUCAUUGCUUCAAUAUUAGUUGGCAAGGACGAGAAAAUUAAAGUUCGCCUCCCACCACCUACAAUAUUAAAGCCUGUCACCCUGUGGACAGGAAAGCAGAUAUUCAGCGUCAUCCUCAGACCUAGUGAUGACAAUCCAGUAAGGGCCAAUCUCCGAACCAAGGGAAAGCAGUACUGUGGCAAAGGAGAAGAUCUCUGUGUCAACGAUUCCUACGUUACCAUCCAGAACAGUGAGUUGAUGAGCGGCAGCAUGGACAAGGGAACGUUGGGAUCAGGAUCGAAGAACAAUAUUUUUUACAUUUUGCUGCGAGACUGGGGGCAGAACGAAGCUGCCGAUGCAAUGUCACGGCUUGCCAGGCUGGCUCCUGUCUACCUCUCAAACCGUGGAUUCUCCAUCGGGAUUGGUGACGUCACACCUGGUCAAGGGCUGCUAAAGGCCAAGUAUGAGUUGCUGAAUGCUGGCUAUAAAAAAUGUGAUGAAUACAUUGAAGCCCUAAACACAGGAAAGCUGCAGCAGCAGCCUGGUUGCACCGCUGAGGAGACUCUAGAGGCUCUGAUCCUGAAGGAGCUGUCUGUGAUCCGCGACCACGCGGGCAGUGCCUGCCUCCGGGAACUGGAUAAGAGCAAUAGCCCACUCACCAUGGCUCUGUGUGGCUCCAAAGGUUCUUUCAUUAACAUAUCACAGAUGAUUGCCUGUGUAGGACAGCAAGCCAUCAGUGGCUCUCGAGUGCCAGAUGGCUUUGAAAACAGGUCCUUGCCUCACUUUGAAAAACACUCAAAGCUCCCAGCUGCCAAAGGCUUUGUGGCUAAUAGCUUUUAUUCCGGUUUGACACCGACCGAGUUUUUCUUCCACACAAUGGCUGGCCGGGAAGGUCUAGUCGACACAGCCGUAAAGACUGCUGAAACGGGAUACAUGCAGAGAAGGCUUGUCAAGUCCCUUGAAGAUCUUUGCUCACAAUACGAUCUGACAGUCCGAAGCUCUACGGGUGAUAUUAUCCAGUUCAUUUACGGGGGAGAUGGCUUGGAUCCUGCAGCUAUGGAGGGAAAAGAUGAACCUUUAGAGUUCAAAAGGGUUCUGGACAACAUCAAAGCAGUCUUCCCGUGUCAGAGCGAGCCUGCGCUGAGUAAAAACGAGCUGGUCCUGACCACGGAGUCAAUCAUGAAGAAGACGGAGUUCCUCUGCUGCCAGGACAGCUUCCUGCAGACCUUAACUGAGACAGGCUAUGAGAAGUACAACGAGGAAAUAAAAAAAUUCAUUAAGGGUGUUUCUGAGAAGAUCAAGAAAACCAGAGACAAAUACGGCAUCAACGAUAACGGCACAACAGAGCCCCGGGUGUUGUACCAGUUGGACCGGAUCACCCCCACCCAGAUUGAGAAGUUCCUGGAGACCUGCAGGGACAAGUACAUGAGGGCACAGAUGGAGCCGGGUUCUGCGGUGGGUGCACUCUGUGCCCAGAGCAUUGGUGAACCAGGCACCCAGAUGACCCUGAAGACUUUCCACUUUGCGGGCGUGGCCUCCAUGAACAUCACCCUGGGUGUGCCCCGGAUCAAAGAGAUCAUCAACGCUUCCAAGGCCAUCAGCACUCCCAUCAUCACAGCCCAGCUGGACAAGGACGACGACGCAGACUACGCUCGCCUCGUGAAGGGCAGAAUUGAGAAAACCCUCUUGGGAGAGAUUUCAGAGUAUAUUGAAGAAGUGUUUCUUCCGGAUGAUUGCUUUAUCCUCGUCAAACUCUCCCUGGAACGGAUCAGACUUCUGAGACUGGAAGUGAACGCUGAGACAGUGCGGUAUUCCAUCUGCAUGUCUAAGCUCCGUGUGAAGCCUGGUGACGUGGCCGUUCACGGUGAGGCCGUGGUGUGCGUCACCCCCAGAGAGAACAGCAAAAGCUCCAUGUACUAUGUGCUGCAGUUCCUGAAAGAGGAUCUCCCCAAGGUGGUGGUACAGGGCAUCCCAGAGGUUUCCAGAGCUGUCAUCCACAUCGACGAGCAGAGUGGAAAGGAAAAGUACAAACUCCUGGUGGAGGGCGAUAACCUGCGGGCAGUCAUGGCCACUCACGGUGUGAAGGGCACCCGCACUACCUCCAACAACACCUACGAGGUGGAGAAAACCCUGGGCAUCGAAGCUGCCCGGACAACUAUCAUCAACGAAAUCCAGUACACGAUGGUCAACCACGGAAUGAGCAUCGACAGGAGGCACGUGAUGCUGCUAUCUGACCUGAUGACCUACAAGGGUGAAGUCCUGGGCAUUACGAGGUUUGGUCUGGCCAAGAUGAAAGAGAGUGUGCUGAUGCUGGCCUCCUUUGAGAAGACAGCCGACCAUCUCUUCGAUGCUGCCUACUUCGGGCAGAAGGACUCCGUGUGUGGGGUGUCUGAAUGCAUCAUCAUGGGGAUCCCCAUGAACAUUGGAACUGGGCUCUUCAAGCUGCUACACAAGGCCGACAGGGACCCAAGCCCUCCCAGGAGGCCCCUGAUCUUCGACACAAAUGAAUUCCACAUCCCCCUUGUCACAUAGUCCAGGGAAGAGGGGACCAUUCCUGACCUUGGCUCCUUGUCCCGUCUGGAAAGGGUCGACAUUGGCGGCCGAUCUGGAGAGCUUGUGCUUCCUGAGACAGACCCUGACAUCCCCACCGUGCUGCCAGGUACCCCAAAGUCACGUGGUUUCUUCCCGGGUGCCACGGCAUGCAGCCGGCAUGCACCCCAGGAGCAGCUCACCAGUGGCGCUGAUCACACCACGGUGCAUGGUUGGGAGAACUGAGGUUUGUCUGUCUGUUUGAAACCCUGGAGUCACGAGGAGACCCCGGCCAGGCAUCUUUGUCCUUCUCACUUCACCCAUCACACCAUGACCCAGAGCCAGCUAUAAGCCUCACGGUCAGGGCAUGUUCCUGGUUUUUCUGUCCCUCAGUCAUGCUAGAAUCUCUCAACAUGGCCUACUCAUGUAAAUGUUAUCACUAUUAUUUAUUUGUUCAGUAAAGAGUCUCGUUAUUUGUUAUUA
Herpailurus yagouaroundi (jaguarundi) is the source of this 4821-nucleotide messenger RNA. It is a transcript of the gene POLR3A, whose product is annotated as RNA polymerase III subunit A. The coding region runs from base 133 to 4341 and encodes 1402 amino acids. Gene Ontology annotation, biological process: DNA-templated transcription. The record is from RefSeq and is a predicted model, not a curated record. Gene Ontology annotation, molecular function: DNA binding; DNA-directed RNA polymerase activity. The transcript has 32 exons. Lineage: Eukaryota; Metazoa; Chordata; Mammalia; Carnivora; Felidae.